CAUGAUGAUAAUUUGCAUAUUUGUUGAAAAAGAUAUCCCGAAACGAAAUAACACCUUGGUAAAUUUUCUAAAUUAGACAUCCAAAGAUUUUAAGACUAUAUAGCUUAUUUGUAAUAUUUCAUGUUUAUGACAUUAUAGCCUUAACAUGUUUGUAUAACUUCCUACUCAAUAUCAAAGUGCCAAAUAUAUACUACAUUUAACAGUUAGGUAGGCCUGAGUCUUAAAUGUGACCGGAACUUCUUUGACACAACUCAAUAGUAAAUCAGUUUUUGAAAUAGAUUUGUUUUGUUUUGGAAAUGUUUUACAUUUAGGCUAUUAAGCCUAGUUUGUUUCUUGCUUUGGCUACAGUGUGGUGCUAUUGCGUCCUCUGGUGGUUGAAUGGAAUGAUGGCUGUGGUGCAGUAGCAUAAUAUUUUCUUGUUUUUAAUUGAAGAGUCGAAGAGUCCCAGUUGAUUACAAACUGCAUGCAACUAGGCCUAAGCACGUAGGCCUAUGCACAUUGCAAGGGCAGCUGCAACAGGUACUAGAUUCAGGGAUGAAAUUCCUAUUUGGGGCAGUCACUUCCUGAGAGCACCCUCAACAUUAUGAAUAUUUCAGUUACUAUUCGGCACCUCUUGAGCCGAGGAGAAAGUAGCCUAAAUGGCUCCGAGCACCACCACUGUGCGCUGUUUCAAAAACGCACAAUCGAUUACGGUUGUUUUUGGUGCCAGCGAGAGCCGAUUGCCAAAGGUAUGGGCGGAGAAUGGAUAUUCAAAUGUAUUUAUUUUUAAGAUCACGGCAAUAACAUAAGAAGCAAACAAUAUCACAUGCAGAAAUAACUCGAGUACAAAUACAUCGUAAUUACUUGAGAAAGCUUCACAGGUCAUCACACUAAUGAACGAAUCCUCCUCUUCCGCCGUCUGCGUAGUUGUGGGUCCUAAAACAAGUUGAGUCAGUCAGAUGACUUUCAUGAGUACUGAGCUCAGAGCACGUGUGGCGCGAGUACCAUGUUUAAGUUUAAAUGAAAAUAAUGUGGACAUUUAGAAUUCAAGUAGAACUAAUAUUUUUUUAUGCAAAACGCGGCAUCUCUGUGAAAUGAUAUAACCUUACCCCGGGAACGUUUCUACUUGCUCGUACACACGGUUAUUACUACCUUACUGGUAUAGCUAACGCUAGCUGAUCUUGCUCAGACCUGUCAAGUCUACGUCUGCAUGGACUGGCCGCGUGGUGCAUUUAGAGCGUAGAUUAUUUUUAAACACCACCAACAAAAAUGGAUUAUACUUUUCCACCUGAACUUUUCACAUCUUAUUUCCACUCUGGCCCUCCAAAUUCUGAAUUUGCCCAUAACGUUGGAGGUUGGGGUGUGUAUGGUCAAGUUAAAGAAGCAAGCUCCAUCACCAAGCAACAUGGGACAGCUGCAACACUACCAGAGCACACACAAUUUGCAACAAAGCAUCAAAUGGAAGGAGAGACAUGGUUGCCAGUUGAAUCUCUGACGCUGCCCCUGUUUCCACCAAAAAGAGGUCGCAAAUGGCACUCAACUGCAUUAUCGGACCCACUGGACUUUUCAGAGCAUAUGCAGGACUACUACCUCCAUAGAUCCCAAGAUGCGUUUUACACCAUGAGCCAGUUCCUAGAGGAAAAUCUCCACAGUGUGAACACCAAAGGGAAAACCUCCGUAUUAUCCAGGACACAAGGCUUCAUGGAAACGCUGAAGUAUAAAAAGUGUGCAGUCACCUACCUGAAACCCAGAAUCAAGGCAUACCACAAUCUCUUAUCUGAUGUUAUCUAUGACAUCCCUCCGGAGCUUCUGGCUCAUAACCUCUAUGAGGAACUGACCCAACAAAGGGAACUGGAGCAGUUCUCUGAAGUGGCUACAGGGGGCGCCCUUUGUUACAUUCCCUUUUCACAGCUCAACAACACUCAGCAAGGCUGCUUGUUGUAUCCAGGGGAUCCUGGGCUCCACUCCCUUAAUUUUCAUAGAUUAGCGCUGGAGUUCCAUGCAGAAGGGCCUCCCUGUAUUGAUUCAAGCCUCAGGCCUUUCUCAUUCCAGCUCGACGGUACAGUAAGGCAGAUCUGCACUGGGACGCCACAGGAUACAUCAAAUGUUGGUGUUCGAUCAGACUAUACGUGUGGGGUGUGGAUGGUUAGUGAGAAGAACGAGCCCAAGACUGUUGAGGUCAUCCAGACCAAAGAGGUUGCUACAUGCCUCAGCAUCAGUCCCCAUAUCCAAGGAGAGCUGCUUGUGGCAAGUGAGAGUGGAGUCGCUCACCUGUGGACAGUAGGAAAAGGCCUGCAGAAGUUCCGUAAGGAGGACAGUAACAUGUACUUCAAUGCAAGAUCGGCAUGGCGAUGGUGUGACUUCACGGGGCACCCCAGGGUGAUGAUCUAUGCCGACCGAACGGGCGUGGAGCUUACAGACAUCAGAACCAACGAGAAUUGUAGCCAUACUCUAUUUCGCAUCGGCCAAACCCCAGAUUGCAAGACUGGCGAGAGAGUCAUCAUGUCCAAAUACCUGCGAGAAGUUCACAUGUUCCACCAUCUCAUAACCACUCAGUUUUCGGCAUACAUCCUGGACGAGCGCUUCCCCUGCAUUCCUAUGGUUAAGUGGGAUCACAUGAUGGAGGAUCCUCCCAUGUUUGCCCAUGUCCUGGCUUCUAACUCCUCAGGGGCUGGAACCACCAAGGUUGUCCUGGGCUCUCAGCGAUCCCAGGAACUGACUCUUCUACAGUAUUCAGGUGGUCGACAGGAUGCAUGCUGCACCAGAGGUCCCCCGGCGGCUCUGCUUAGGCCCCGAGACAGCCUGAGUCACCUGCCUGCCCAGAUCCCACACCGCCACCACAUCGCCCAGCAGAGACUGGCACUUAAGGCUGCCGGCGUGACGUGUAUCCAGCAGAACCAGGGCGCAAGGGACAUCUGUGUGCUGCAGCUGACGGAAGCUGGGGACGUCUUCUAUCAGAUGCUGAGACCACAGGUGGCAUCUUGCAAAGAGGAUGUUACAACACCCACCCAGAACUCGGAGGACGUCGGCCUACCAACCUCAGUUCAACACCGAUCGUCAAUUGACACAUUGAUCUCACAGGAUAUGUCAGUGGACCGGGAGAAAAGCAAAGGGUCACUGGGGUCCACGUCUCCUGGUCCCACGGUCGACUGUGGGUUUGAGAGACGUGGAACUGAUCUGCCUUGUUUCAAGGUCGUUGUCAAUGAUGACCCCGAGGAAACAGAUUUGGGGCUGUCAGGGUUUGAACUGGACAACCGUCAGGGUGUUUCAUCAUCUGCGUCUCGGCCUGCUGAGGCAAGUACCGCUUGUGCUGCCAGACCUAGCCUAGCCAAGGCUGGGGAUGACGCUCUCCUUAAAUGGAAAAUCUGGCUCUUCAAGCUAGUCAGAAAGAACCAUCGUAAGCAACGCUUCCCACACAACACUAUCAGAGCCAGAGGUCUUCUCGAUAAGUCUGGUGAAACUGAGAGCCGUUGGCGAGAACCCAUGGAAGAGGACAAGCGAGACAGCCUAAGACGGGAUGUCAAAGAAGCGAUGAAGAGAGGGAAAUUCCUGGUCCACGGUGCCACCCACCUGCCGCCGAUGGAGCCGGUUUCUGUCCCAGGGUCCGUGGAGCCCUCUGCAUGGACGGACGACCUCAGCCAGAGGCUGAGUGUGUCCUGGGAAGGUGGCUGGAAGGUCUGGUGGGAGGAGUCGCUGGGAAUGAACCAGGAGUCCAAGAUGCAGGCGCUCCGCAGGAAGCGGCGGAGGCAGAAAAUGGCCCGGGCGCACAACCGGCUCGAGCUCUCUGGCAGCUUCACCACCUCCGUCAGCUACCAGUCUGACAUGGACGAUCUCUCAGGCUACACGUCGGCUACCAGUCAGAGCGCUGCCUCUGACAGUGAGGGCACUCGUUUAUCUUUGUUUAGUGAUGACCUUUCUGAACCAGGAUCUUACAAAACCUCUCAAAUGCACGGAAGGACUGCUCGAGUGAAUGAGGAGUACCAAAGUUCUCUGCAGGAAGCCUCUCGUGGACUCUUCGAUGAAGGCGUGCCUAGUGCCCCUCUAGCCACAUCAUCUCAGGUGUCCAGUGUUUUUCCAUCACAAAGAACUCCCCGCGUAGGAGGCUCGUCCCAAACCUCCCUGUCCCAGCUCAAAAGGAAGAAGGCUCGCAUGGGCUUCUGAGUGGUAAUGGAUGGAACUGAUUGGAUUAAGUGAUCAGUUUGACCUAUAUUGGUAUGGUUAAAGAUUGCAGUGUGAUGAUGCAAGUGUGUGGGCUAUGUGGAGUUAAUGGCCAUGGUUUUUUUCCAGAACAAAGUCUGUAUCAUUAGUAACCUUGUUUCCUAAAAACAACAAAUUGGAAGUUUUAAAAAAGAAUAUUGUUUUUAUUGUUUUGUUUUUUACAGCUGGCGAAAAUAAUAAGUUAAUAUCUACAUAACAGUAUUCACAUUUUUUUUUGUUUUUACAUUAUACAAAUGUACACUUUUUUUUUUUUUUUUUACGUUUUUAGAACGUUUUUCAUAGCAUGAUCUUUCAUUCAUACAGUUGAAAAAGUAUCUACCACAACUGAAAUUGGCAAUUUAGAGGUUUAAAAACACCUUACAGACUCAAACAAACAAAUUUCUAUUUUAUUUUUUUUAACACCAUGCAAACCAACAUUACAAAAAAAUAGCCUUGGGAACAAUCUAACAUGUCACCAGGCCUAUAUACUGUCUGCCAUGCCAUGAUGACAUUUGUACAAAACUGUGCAAAGUACAUUUCCUGGGGUUACUUCCCAGCAAAACAACAGUCCCUGUUUUAUAACAGUCUAUUGUACCUUGGCUGUUCUGUAUAGUGGCUUGGAAUGUGACAAAUCCAGACAUGCACAUCCAACUAUUAAAAA
Molecule: messenger RNA, 4837 nt
Organism: Hypomesus transpacificus
Lineage: Eukaryota; Metazoa; Chordata; Actinopteri; Osmeriformes; Osmeridae
Gene: taf1c
Product: TATA-box binding protein associated factor, RNA polymerase I subunit C
Exons: 14
Coding region: 1249-4140 (963 amino acids)
Biological process (GO): transcription by RNA polymerase I
Cellular component (GO): fibrillar center
Molecular function (GO): RNA polymerase I core promoter sequence-specific DNA binding
Source: RefSeq, a predicted model, not a curated record